CCCGAGCUUUGCCUCCCUGCUUUCCGCGUCCUGACAUUACGGCUAAAAAUGCAGUUACAGCUUCUUUUUCAAAGAGAAGGAUGUGGCGAGGAUAACCCAUUUGAUGUAAUUUAUAAGAGCUACCGGGAGGGGUGAAGCGAAGUGGUUUGAUUGGCUAAAAGCUGAGUCCGAUCGAACAGCCAAUAGGAAAGCGGAAAGCAGACUCUUCGUUUGCAUCUUGUACUACGAGGAAAUGACGGCCUUGGUUCAGAGCCUCCCACGACCUCACGAGUCGGGCGAAGUAGAGACUACAGUUCCCGUGAACCCUCAGGGCACUACGUGGUGCCUGCCGGGUCUGUUGCGUAGCGAGGACUCCAGUUCCCAGCGUGCCUCAGGACGCGAAGUCUGCGUUUCGCCCGGAACGUCAGGAGUUCCGGUCCUGAGUGGGAGCUGCGGUAGAGAAGACUGAGUGCAAGCUGAUGUUGAGUGGGCAGCUGGUCGGAAGCCUGUUCUCCAUGGCUGGCCGCGUCUGUGUGUCCUGGGGCAGCGCCAGAUCAGGGGCCAUCGGUCCCGUCGAGGCCGCCAUUCGCGCAAAGUUGGAGCAGGCGCUGAACCCCGAGGUCCUGGAGCUGCGUAAUGAGAGCGGCGGCCACGCGGUCCCACCAGGCAGUGAAACCCAUUUCCGCGUGGCCGUGGUGAGCUCUCGCUUCGAGGGACUGAGCCCCCUGCAACGGCAUCGGCUGGUCCACGCGGCGCUGUCAGACGAGCUGGCUGGGCCGGUCCACGCCCUGGCCAUACAAGCGCGGACCCCCGCCCAGUGGAGGGAGAACCCUCAACUGGACACGAGCCCCCCCUGCCUGGGCGGGAGCAAGAAAACUCGAGGAACUCCCUGAACCCUGAGAGAGAGGGAGGACCGGGAUCCAAACAGGUUGGGUGAGAAUAAACUACUGGGGCCUUCUUCCCUUCAA
Messenger RNA from Balaenoptera acutorostrata (minke whale), 947 nucleotides. It is a transcript of the gene BOLA1, whose product is annotated as bolA family member 1. The transcript is spliced from 3 exons. Gene Ontology annotation, cellular component: mitochondrion. Bases 459 to 872 code for a protein of 137 amino acids. The record is from RefSeq and is a predicted model, not a curated record. NCBI's taxonomy places the organism in Eukaryota, Metazoa, Chordata, Mammalia, Artiodactyla, Balaenopteridae.